AAUUAGAUACUUAUUAAUAUUGACUAUUUUGGUUUUUUUUGUGGUGUGAUUUCAGACAUAGGGCUUAAUUAAAACAUAAAAAUAAAAUAUUAAUUUCAAAUCAUUUUAUUGCAUUUUAACAUUUUGAAGCAUGGUGGUAUAAGUAAUAUAGUUUGAACUUUGGUAUCGAAGACAUAAUUCUGGGUAAAUAAAGUGUUUGAAAAAAAAAAUCAUUAUGCAUUUCAAAAGUGCUGUUAUCCUAUGUGCGUUGAACUUCGUGGCCAUGUUACACAUUUUACACUAACAUGUUAGUACAAAAUGUUUUAUACUAACAUUUUACAUAUAGCGUCGGAGUCAAUAUGGAACAAAUCAAAACAAUUAUUGAUUUAGUCAAAGAACAUAAAAACGCUAUAGACCAAAUUACCCCAGAAAAAUUCAAAGAAUAGUUAACGGAAUUGGGCGUAGAGGAUGUGACAGGUUUUACAAAUGAAGCAGGUAAUAAAGUAUCUUUUAAACAGCGUUUAAACUUUACGAUUGUAAUCAAAUUUUACAUUAUCCCACUAAAAAAAAAAUAUCACAACAAAUAAUAUUCGUCCAGCACUUACUAAUUUUUCAAUUUAACGCACUCGUCUUGUGGCUAGCUCAAUUCAAAUAUGCUUAGAAUUGUAUUUUUAAAUAAGUACGAAGACGGUCGAAAAGUACAGAGUGUUAUGGUAUUUCUGAACCAGAAACAAUAAGACAUCAGACGACUAGAAAGUAAUAAAAAAACAUUUUUUUUUAGAUUUGUAAUUAGUCCAUUUUUUUUUUAUUUUUACACACCAAUUUUACAAAGAUCCUAAGAUUAUCAACCUACGAAGUAACAAUUUUUUUGAGCUUGUUCAGACAUAACUACAAAAUAGAAGGCGAUGACGAUGGUCUAGUUAACUCCGUGGAAUUACAAAAUAUCAUUAAAGCUUUAAGUUUAAACGACGAGCAGAAAAAAAGUUUAACCGGAAAAUUCGAAAGUGUUGUUGAGUUAACGAAGCAGUUAAUUUUAUUCCUACGGUUGAUAUUUUUAUAUUAAUUUUCAUAGGAAACAACGCAAUUAACUUCGCGGAAUUCUUAUAUGGCUUUUUGAAAGUAAAACCUCAAGUAAGGAUUUAUGGUAUUGUUAAAGGCUUGAUAAAGUACACAUAUAAUUAUUCUUUUGCCUGGCAUGGCAUUUAAAAUGUCUAAAAAAAAUAUAUUUUGUAGAUUUUUCGCGCAUUAAAGCAUUAAAAAAAAGUCAAACUACACUUAAUAAAUUCAUGAUUUAAAUAUUUGUUUAUUGGGCAAAGGUCUAGACAUGAAACAGAUUGCAGUUCUGAGCAAUAUUAAAAAGCACAAUAUAAAUGGCGAUUACAUUCAACCUGAUAAAAUAACAGAGUUUAUUAAAGGGUUAUCUAUAGUUAAGGACCAGGAUGAGAAUCGGGUUUCUGAACGCUUUCGUAAGAAUAUAUUUUUAAUAUUAACUCGCUGGUUAUUAAUAUUGUUCUAUGUAGAGUUGGCAAAACAACUGGUUAUCUGUACGAAGCAAAGAGUCAAAAAUUAUCUUUUAUUUAAUCAUGUUACACAUGUUUAUUUGUAUUUAUAAAAUAAUUGUUAUUUAAUUUAGAUGUUUUAAUUACUUAUUUGAAGUUUUUCAACUUUGAUUCAACGAGUAUAUUUUAAUAAAACAAAAAAUGUAUUUAAUAUUUUGACCAUAGAGAACUAUGCUUUGUAGUUUCAAGAGCAGGAGGUUCUUUUAGCAGAAUACAACAAAACGACCAACAAAGAAGUAAUAUUUAUAGUUUUAUUUCGAUUACGUUUUGUAUACUUUUAUCAGGACCACUCUUCAUUUAUUGUAGUAGUUAAGUAUAGGAAAUUGUUCGCAAAGUCAUAUUUUUAAGUUGAUUGGCUAUAGUUUUUUGUUGCCAGGCUAUCACGGUAAUUUCUUUAAAAAACCAUUAUAUUUUUUCAAUGAAUAUAGUUUUGCGCGAAUCAAAACUUAAACUUUAAAAACGUAUAGAAGACAAAAUUAUUGGACCUAUCAAAAAAUUAUAAUAGAUAAUAUGCUGUUUUAUUUUUUUUAUGCAAAUUCGGCCAACUCAAUGCUAUCACACUACAAGUGGAUAGCACCAUCGUGUGCACUACGAAAUCUAAUAACGUGCUUCAUGAAUUACUGUGUUGAUUUUUCAGGUUGAAACCGUCUAUGAUACCGAACGUGUAAGAGCAUAAAAUGGGGUUGAUUUCUUGACCGUCGUUCCGGGUGGAAUCUUGCAAUUCAAAAAGACUUAUUUUUCACCCGCCAGCAAAAAUUAUGAGUGAAUACAACUUGAACCGAAUUAAACACCACUGUUCAUCCGACUUUGGUAUCGAAGACGUACUUUUGUUUUAACAAAGUGUUUGAAAAACAAAACCAUCAUGCAAUUCAAAAUUGCUGUUAUCCUCUGUGCUUUGUACUUCGUGACCAUGACACAAAGCAUCGGACUAAAUAUAUUUAAAGUUAGAACGAUUAUUGAUUUAUUCAAAAAACACAAAUCCCAUGAAGACCAAGUUUCACCAGACGAAAUCAAUGAAAUUUUUAAAAAUAUGGGCGUGCAGGAUAUGACAGGUUUUACAUACGAAGCAGAUAUGAAAGACGGUCGAAAAGUGCAAAGUGUUAUGGUAUUUCUGGCCAAAAACAAUAAGACCUUUGACCACUGGAUGAUCCAAAGUUUAUCAACCCACGAAGUAACAAUUUACUUGAGCCUGUUCAGAAAUCACGAAGAAAAAAAAGGCGAUGCCGAUGGUCUGGUUAACUCCGAGAAGUUUCAAAAUAUCAUUCAAGCUUUAAGUUUAAACGACGAAGAGAAAAAAAGUUUGGCCGAUUAUUUCGAAGGUUACAGUGCAAUUAACUUCGCGGAGUUCUUAUAUGGCUUUUUGAAAGUAAAACCUCUAGGCAGAGGUCUAAACGUGAAACAGAUUGUAGAUCUGAACAAUAUUAAAGAUCACAAAAUAAAUGCCGAUUACAUUCAACCUGAUAAACUAACAGAGUUUAUUAAAGGGUUAUCUAUAGUUAAGGACCAGGAUGAGGAAUGGGUUUUUGAACGCUUUCAAACGGCUGCUUUUGAGCUGCAAGAGCUGAUGGUUUUUUCAGCAGAAUACAACCAAACGGACAAUGCAGAAGUUGAAACCGUCUGUAAUACCAUUGAGGUUAGACGAGUUUUAGCAACAUUCGUUGUGUUCGAUAAAGACCAUGACGGCUUACUCAAUGGAAAUGAACUAGAGAAAAUGGCGCUCGAGCAUUUCAGUCACCUAGACGUUAAAUCUAUCCUUAAAGAUGGCGUUGCCGAUGGUAAUAUUGCAAAUUAUAGCGUUAACCAAAACGGCUUAUUUGUUUUAAACAACUAUCAUAGUGAUCAUGAGCAUAGUAUAAGAUCUAGGCUUAUGUUUCCACAAUAAAUAUGAUAUUAUAGUGGGCAAAAUGUUGAAGUAACACUAAAGAACUAAAAUAUACUUUUAACUAAAAAUACUUUACUUUUCAGCCGACAAGAGUCUUGACAUUGUGGAUUUAUUCAUGGUUAUAUAUAAGGUUUAUGACACUAAUGUUACCAAUGAGUGAACGCUAAAAAGUUG
This is a messenger RNA of Adelges cooleyi (spruce gall adelgid), 3594 nucleotides long. RefSeq lists its product as uncharacterized. NCBI's taxonomy places the organism in Eukaryota, Metazoa, Arthropoda, Insecta, Hemiptera, Adelgidae. The coding region runs from base 2401 to 3420 and encodes 339 amino acids. Gene Ontology annotation, molecular function: calcium ion binding. The record is from RefSeq and is a predicted model, not a curated record. The transcript is spliced from 10 exons.